Debaryomyces hansenii CBS767 is the source of this 1155-nucleotide messenger RNA. It is a transcript of the gene FTR2, whose product is annotated as Ftr2p. Gene Ontology annotation, molecular function: ferrous iron transmembrane transporter activity. Gene Ontology annotation, biological process: iron ion transmembrane transport. NCBI's taxonomy places the organism in Eukaryota, Fungi, Ascomycota, Pichiomycetes, Serinales, Debaryomycetaceae. Bases 1 to 1155 code for a protein of 384 amino acids. Gene Ontology annotation, cellular component: plasma membrane; high-affinity iron permease complex. The record is from RefSeq and is a predicted model, not a curated record. The transcript has a single exon.
AUGGUUAACGUAUUUAACGUUCAGAUUUUUUUCAUUGUCUUUCGUGAAACCUUAGAAGCUGUUGUCGUCGUUUCGGUCUUAUUAGCCUUCUUAAAGCAAGGUUUAGGGGGAGCAACAAAUGACCCAGCUGUAUAUAAAAAGUUAGUCAGACAGGUUUGGGUAGGGGCGCUUCUAGGGUUGUUGAUAUGUCUUAUUUUGGGAGGUGCUUUUAUUGGUACAUUCUAUUCGUUAGGUAAAGAUAUUUGGGGUAAUUCUGAAGAUUUAUGGGAAGGGAUUUUCUGUAUAAUUGCGACGGUAUUAAUUUCGAUGAUGGGUAUUGCUAUGUUGCGUGUUAAUAAGAUGAAAGAAAAAUGGAGAGUUAAAUUGGCACAGGCUUUAAUCAAGGAACCACCAAAGGGAAAAGACAGAUUCAGAAUUGGGUACUUGACUAAGAAAUACUGUAUGUUUAUCUUGCCAUUCAUUACCACUCUCAGAGAAGGGUUAGAAGCUGUCGUUUUCGUUGGUGGUGUUGGUUUAGACAGUCCUGCAUCAUCUUUCCCACUUCCAGUUGUCUGUGGUUUGAUCGCAGGUCUUUUUGUCGGUACCUUGUUGUAUUAUUUUGGUUCUACUGUUUCUUUACAAGUUUUCUUGAUCAUUUCCACUGGUAUCUUGUACUUGAUUGCUGCAGGGUUAUUUUCCAGAGGUGUUUGGUUCUUUGAAACCAACACUUAUAAUAAGGCGACUGGUGGUGAUGCUUCUGAAAAUGGUUCAGGUCCUGGUACUUACGAUAUUUCCAAAUCGGUCUGGCACGUUAAUUGUUGCAACCCUGAAACCGAUAAUGGUUGGGAUGUCUUCAACGCUCUUUUGGGAUGGCAAAAUUCUGCCACAUACGGUUCAGUCAUUUCUUACAACAUCUACUGGAUUGCUGUGAUUGUAACCUUGUUAUUGAUGAUGUACGAAGAAAAGACAGGACAUUUACCAUUCUUGAAGAAUGUCACAUUAGUCAAAUUGAACCCAAUGUAUCACAUUAAAAAUAAGAAGAAGCAUGAACUUACUAAAGAACAACAAGAAGAAUUGUUCGAAAAAGUCAGAAAUCAAAGGAUUGUGGCUGACGGUGAGUCAAACGAGAGUUCUAUGCUUUCUAAUAAGGAAGCUAUUAAUGCAGUUGAGAAAUAA